AUGGAGGAAGAUCUUCAGCAAAAGGUUAAACGUUUAGAAGAAGAAAUCUGGCGUUUGAAAAAUCAAGACACAUACACAGCAGAUCUGUGCUCUUCAAAUGCUCCUCUCACUAAUUUGCCACUAACUCAAGAUGAAUACAAAAGAUAUGGAAGACAGAUGAUCGUAGAUGGGUUUGGAUCCUUAGAAGCCCAAUUGGAGCUUAAGGGUUCUAAGGUGUUGGUUAUAGGGGCUGGUGGCUUGGGAUGCCCUGCUUUAAUGUACUUGGGAGGUUGCGGGAUUGGAGAAAUAGGUAUAGUGGAUAAUGAUACCGUAGAUAUUAGUAACUUACAUCGACAAGUACUUCAUACAACGGACGCAGUUGGCCUAUUGAAAUGUGAGAAUGCCAAACGAUAUAUCAAUCGAUUAAACCCUCAUGUCAAGGUAGAAACUUAUCCAGUUCGUUUAAGUAAUGAUAAUGCAUUUUCAAUCAUUGAACCAUAUGAUCUUGUUCUUGAUUGUACUGAUACUCCAGCUGUUAGAUAUUUGAUCAAUGAUGUUUGUGUUAUUCUAGGGAAAACCAUUGUUAGUGGCUCUGGAGUUAGAACAGAUGCUCAAUUGACUAUUUUGAACUAUCGUUCUUCAGGACCUUGUUAUAGAUGUUUUUAUCCUACCCCACCAUCACCAGAAUCAGUAGGUUCCUGUGGAGAUAACGGUGUUAUUGGUCCAUGUAUUGGGUUGCUAGGAGUCUCCAUGUGCGUGGAAGCCAUUAAGGUCAUCACUGCUUAUUAUGACAAGGACGAACCUUUCACCCCAUUCCUAACCGUAUACCAAGGUUAUCCACAUCAAUCAUUUAGAAGAUUCAAAAUGAGACCGAAGCAAGCCAAAUGUGUAGUUUGUGGAAGUUCUCCAGUCAUAACCCGUGAAACUAUUGAAUCAGGUGCCAUUAACUAUGCUGUAUUCUGUGGUGCAACAAAGUAUAAUGUGUGUCAAGAUUCUGAACGAAUUACUGUUUCACAACUUGAGCAGUCAUUAUCAAAACAACAACAAUCUUACAUAAUUGAUGUGAGGCCACAACUGCAGUUCAAGAUUACUCACCUUCCGAAAUCAAUAAACAUUCCUUGGCAAGAAUCUAUCUCAUUUGUCGUUACGGUUUUCAAAAGGCAAAGGAUGUAA
Messenger RNA from Lizanozyma spartinae, 1152 nucleotides. It is a transcript of the gene UBA4, whose product is annotated as Uba4p. Gene Ontology annotation, cellular component: cytoplasm. Lineage: Eukaryota; Fungi; Ascomycota; Pichiomycetes; Serinales; Debaryomycetaceae. The record is from RefSeq and is a predicted model, not a curated record. The transcript is spliced from 3 exons. Gene Ontology annotation, molecular function: nucleotidyltransferase activity; thiosulfate-cyanide sulfurtransferase activity; URM1 activating enzyme activity. Gene Ontology annotation, biological process: tRNA wobble position uridine thiolation; protein urmylation. The coding region runs from base 1 to 1152 and encodes 383 amino acids.